Molecule: messenger RNA, 1187 nt
Organism: Neltuma alba
Lineage: Eukaryota; Viridiplantae; Streptophyta; Magnoliopsida; Fabales; Fabaceae
Product: PHD finger protein ALFIN-LIKE 3-like
Exons: 5
Coding region: 191-946 (251 amino acids)
Biological process (GO): regulation of DNA-templated transcription
Cellular component (GO): nucleus
Molecular function (GO): transcription coregulator activity; histone binding; transcription cis-regulatory region binding
Source: RefSeq, a predicted model, not a curated record
CAUCACCCCUCCACACAGCCUUCUCCUUUUUCUGAAUUUCUCAAGGCAGGAACCGCCACCUUCUGACCAGCAAUUCCGUUCAAUCUUCUCUCGCUAGACGACCUGGUUCUCGUUAUCUUCUGUCUUGUGCACAGAGGCAGUCAUUGUUUCUGAUUUUGCUUCUUAAGACUCUCAGAGGGAAGUUGAGGUAAUGGACCCGCGAACAAAUUGUAAUCCUCGCACUGUUGAAGAGGUUUUCAGGGAUUUCAAAGGCCGAAGAGCUGGAAUGAUUAAAGCCCUUACAACGGAUGUUGAAGAUUUUUACAGCCAAUGUGACCCUGAGAAGGAGAAUUUGUGCUUGUAUGGACUCCCUAGUGAGCAGUGGGAAGUGAACCUACCUGCUGAAGAAGUUCCUCCAGAGCUUCCCGAGCCUGUUCUGGGAAUUAAUUUUGCCAGGGAUGGCAUGCAAGAAAAAGACUGGUUAUCUUUAGUCGCAGUCCAUAGUGAUGCAUGGUUACUUUCCGUGGCCUUCUAUUUUGGAGCCAGAUUUGGUUUUGAUAGAGCUGACAGAAAACGACUUUUCAAUAUGAUCAAUGAACUGCCAACAAUUUUUGAAGUUGUUACCGGUACAGCAAAGAAAGAAGUGAAGGAGAAGUCUUCAAAUCAAAGCGGCAGCAAAUCUAAGUCUGGCUCUAAGAGAGCCUCAGAAAGCCAGGGUAGACAAUCGAAGAUGUUGCAACCCAAAGAUGAGGAUGAAGUUCCAGACGAGCAAGAUGAAGAUGAUGAACAUGGAGAUACCUUGUGUGGGGCAUGCGGUGAGAAUUACGGUACUGAUGAGUUCUGGAUUUGCUGUGACAUCUGUGAGAAGUGGUUCCAUGGCAAAUGUGUGAAGAUUACCCCUGCAAGGGCGGAGCAUAUCAAGCAAUACAAAUGCCCAUCAUGCAGUAACAAGAGAGCUCGGUGCUGAUGGCUAGGUUCUGUCAUUGCAAGGCGGUGCUAGCUUUUCUUGGUCUGGUUGAUCUACUUUCCAAUGCAGUCGAUGGAUAGGUUCAUAUUUACCCCUGUAGCUUUCUCUUUUCUCUUUUUUUCCUUUUCUUUUCCCAGACUAGGAAUUUUCCUGUGAUGAUUUAGGUUCAUCUUUGUCAUUCAGAAAAAUCAGAAAUUUUAAAAAUAAUUCAAAGCCAGCAGAAUAUUGCGUUCAGUUCAAA